AUGACCAUCGCAUUCCUUUCCAUCCUCCUAGUCCUAUCAGCCAUUUCUGUAGCUUGUUCCGGCGCUUCCUCUCCCAACCGCAAUGGCAGUGACACAGACCUUGCCAGUCUGCUGGCUUUCAAAGCCCAGCUCUCCGACCCUCUUGGUGUCCUCGCCGGCAACUGGACAACCAGCACAUCAUUCUGCCACUGGGUCGGCAUCGAAUGCAGCCGGCGGAGGCAGCGCGUCACAGCUCUGUCGCUGCCGGAUACACCUCUCUAUGGACCCAUCACACCUCACCUCGGUAACCUCUCUUUCCUCUCUGUCCUCAAUCUCAACAACACCAACAUCACGGGCUCUAUCCCACAUGAUUUAGGUAGACUUCAUCGCCUUGAAUUCCUGAGACUUGGCUACAAUGGCCUCUCAGAUAGCAUCCCUCCUACUAUAGGAAACCUCUCAAGGCUUCAAGUUCUUGAUCUAAAACUGAACCUUCUAUCUGGUUCAAUCCCGCUAGAGCUACGCAACCUGUACAAUCUUGCCUAUAUAAAUCUCAUGAAAAAUUCCAUUAGUGGAUCUAUACCGACCGACAUGUUUAACAAUACCCCUAUGUUAACUUAUUUAAACUUCGCCAACAAUAGCCUGUCAGGGUCAAUACCAUCUUGCGUUGGCUCCUUGCCACUGCUCCGCAACCUUAUUAUGCAUUACAAUCAUCUCACCGGCCUAGUGCCUCCUUCCAUUUUUAACAUGUCUAAACUGCAGGGUAUCUAUCUCACCCAUAACUACUUAACUGGUUCUUUCCCUACAAAUGCAAGUUUCAAUCUCCCGAUGCUACAGAUUAUCGCCAUAGGACAGAACAAUUUCACAGGCCAUGUUCCAUUGGGCCUUGCGUCUUGUCAAUACCUCAAAGUUAUUUCCUUCUCCCUUAAUUCAUUUGAGGGUGUUGUGCCAACAUGGCUAGGCAAGUUGACUCGUCUCAUUUGGUUGGCCAUGGGCGAGAAUGGCCUUUUCGGGUCAAUCCCUAGCACGCUUAGCAACCUCACUUCGCUAGAGCUCCUUGACCUUGGAUCCUGCAACCUAACAGGAGCCAUUCCAACAGAACUCGAACAGUUAAGUCAACUGUCACAAUUGAAUCUUUCGGAGAACGAGCUAAUAGGACCCAUUCCUGCUUCUCUUGAUAAUGCAACUGAAUUAGCAAUCCUAUUGUUGGACCAAAACAUGUUGACUGGAUCAAUACCUGGAUCUAUCGGUAACAUGAACUCUUUGAUGAUCCUUGAUAUUUCAACUAACUACCUACAUGGGGAUGUCAACUUCUUACCCGUUUUCUCUAAUCUUCCAAAUCUCCAAUACCUUAGCAUCAAGUCAAAUAAUUUCACGGGUAGUCUCCCUAACAAUGUAGGGAAUAUAUCAAGCGAGCUGCAAGUUUUUUUAGCACGUGAAAACAGGUUGGUUGGAGGAAUUCCAACCACAAUUUCAAAUUUAACUGGCCUAUUUGUGCUAGAUCUUUCAGAAAACCAACUUCAUAGUGCAAUUCCAGAGUCCAUCAUGAUGAUGACAAAUCUAGAAUGGCUUGACCUCGAGAAAAAUAAUUUGUUUGGCUCCAUCCCAUCUCAGAUUGCCAUGCUCAAGAAUCUAGACCAUAUUUUUCUCAACGACAAUUGUUUCUCUGGUUCCAUACCAGAAAACAUCGGCAACCUCACUAAGUUAGAAUUUCUCAGCUUAUCAAGAAACCAAUUAACAUCAACUCUGCCACCAAGUUUGUUUCAUACUGGUAGCUUAGUAGACCUAGAUUUGUCCCAAAACUCUUUAAAUGGUGCACUACCAUUGGAUAUGGGCUAUUCUAAACAAAUUAUUAGCAUGGAUCUCUCUACCAAUCACUUUGUUGGUAGGAUCCCAGAUUCGGUUGGACAACUUCAAACAUUAACCAACUUGAACCUAUCACAAAAUUCCUUCUCCGGUUCAAUUCCAAACUCUUUCAACAAGCUAACCAGCUUGAAAUCCUUGGACCUAUCACAUAAUGAUUUCUUCGGUACCAUCCCAAAUUACCUGGCCAAUUUUACCCUGCUCAAUAGUUUGGACCUAUCUUUCAAUAAUCUAAAAGGUCAGAUACCCAAUGGAGGGAUCUUCUCAAACAUUAGCAUACACUCCUUGAUGGGGAACUCAGGUCUUUGUGGUGCUUCACGAUUAGGGUUUUCAACAUGUCCAAGUAACCAACAAAAAACUAAAGGUGGAAUUUUGAAAAUUGUAGUCCCUACCAUCAUUAUAGUGAUUGGUGUUUUAGCUUCAUAUUCAUAUGCAAUGAUAAGAAGGAAAACUAGCAAUCAGCAAGGGAUGCCAGUUUCUAUUGAUAUAGUUGACGUGACAAGUCAUCCUCUGGUCCCUUACCAUGAGCUCGCUCGCGCUACAAAUAACUUCAGCGAGAGCAACCUUUUGGGGUAUGGAAGCUUUGGAAAAGUUUUCAAGGGUCAACUAAACAACGGUUUGGUGGUUGCAAUAAAAGUCAUAAACAUGCAGCUUUUGCAGGGCAUCAAAAGCUUUGAUGCCGAGUGUCAGGUUCUCCGUAUGGCACGGCAUCGUAACCUUAUAAGGAUACUAAAUACAUGUUCCAAUCUGGAUUUCAGAGCAUUAGUGCUUCAGUACAUGCCCAAUGGCACUUUAGAUGUGCUCUUGCACUACUCUCAAAGCACAAGGCACUUGGGGUUAUUGGAUAGGAUAGGCAUAAUGCUUGACGUGGCUAUGGCAAUGGAGUAUCUGCACCAUGAGCACCACGAGGUGGUCUUGCACUGUGACUUGAAGCCAAGCAAUGUGUUGUUUGAUGAGGACAUGACCGCGCAUGUAGCAGAUUUCGGCAUUGCAAGGUUGCUACUAGGUGAUGAAACCUCUGUGAUCUCUGCGACCAUGCCUGGGACAGUUGGGUACAUGGCACCAGAAUAUGGAUCGCUUCGGAAAGCAUCACGAAAGAGUGAUGUAUUCAGCUACGGCAUCAUACUCCUUGAAGUCUUCACUAGAAGGAGACCCACGGAUGCAAUUUUUGUUGGGAAUCUAACACUGAGACAAUGGGUUUUUGAGACAUUCCCCGCUAGCCUUGUUCAUGUCGUGGAUGGCGAUCUACUGCGAGAACCUUCUUCUAGCCGCCACUUGGAAGUCUUUCUUGUGCCAAUAUUCGAGUUGGGUUUGCUCUGCUCCUGCGACUCUCCUGACCAAAGGAUAACGAUGAUGGAUGUGGUCGUGAAGCUGAAGAAGAUCAAAGUGGAGUAUACCAAAUGGAGUGCAACCCAAUGAUUGAUCUUUUUCUUUUCUAUAUGUGGCUGUCUUUUUCUUCUUCAGUGCCGAGAACAACAUCAGCUGCUACACAGUACUCACCUAAUUAUGUUGUUAUAUGUCUCUUAUGAAAGACUUCUAUCUAUAAACCAAAUCCUUGACGGUGA
Messenger RNA from Triticum dicoccoides, 3404 nucleotides. Its product is annotated as probable LRR receptor-like serine/threonine-protein kinase At3g47570. Gene Ontology annotation, biological process: protein phosphorylation. Lineage: Eukaryota; Viridiplantae; Streptophyta; Magnoliopsida; Poales; Poaceae. Gene Ontology annotation, molecular function: protein kinase activity; protein binding; ATP binding. The transcript has 2 exons. The coding region runs from base 1 to 3258 and encodes 1085 amino acids. The record is from RefSeq and is a predicted model, not a curated record.